ACAGCUGUACACAUCUUGUGUAUAAAUAGGAGGCAGCAGAACGGUAGAUACAUCAAACAAGAAGCUCUUAUUUUCCGCUUCUCCUCCUUUAUUCCUCCACUAGACAACGAUAAGCUUCAAUCUCAUAUAUGGCUUUCCACCAGAGAUCGAUAAGUUUGCCUUCUAGGCCUCAUAUCAGUGAGACCGAAGUUGAGCAAGAACUCCACAGCCUAGAAGCAAGCAUCUCUUCCUCCAGUUCCAUCAGCACGAUGUGCGAUGGUCUUAGGAGUCUUGCAAACAUCUACGAUGGUCUUGAAGAGAUCAUUUGCCUACCAAGCAACCAAGUUUGCUCCUCCGAGCAGAGGAACAUGUUGGAUGGAGAAAUGGGAUGCUCCAUUGAGCUCUUAGAUCUCUGCAGCAACAUGCAAGAAGCCUUCGCCGAGAUGAUGGUCCUCAUCCAAGAGCUGCAAGUGGCUCUAAGAAGAGGAGACGAUGCAGCUGCGCAAGCCAAGAUCCGGUCUUUUACUCGCUUGGUGAACAAGGCCAGGAAACAUUUCAAGAAGACUACCAAGAAGGCUGCAUCCGACAAGAUGGUCAUGCUAUUGAGCAAGGCAAGAGAGAUCUGCAUCUCUCUGUUGGAGUCCAUACUCCAUCUCUUGUUGAAGCAAAUUGAAAUGCCAAAGCAGUCUCUUGUCGGCAAGGCAUUUUGCAAGAAGAAGGCAGUUGUCUGCAGUGAGGAGCAGUUGCAGGAGUUGGAGUGCAGUAUCGAAGAUCUUCAGAAUGGAGCAGGAAAUCUGUUCAGGAAAUUAGUCCAGAACAGAGUUUCUCUUCUAAACAUUCUUAGCUCAUAGAUUCUCAACAUCCCUCUACUCCCUGU
Hordeum vulgare subsp. vulgare (domesticated barley) is the source of this 856-nucleotide messenger RNA. RefSeq lists its product as uncharacterized. The transcript has a single exon. NCBI's taxonomy places the organism in Eukaryota, Viridiplantae, Streptophyta, Magnoliopsida, Poales, Poaceae. The record is from RefSeq and is a predicted model, not a curated record. Gene Ontology annotation, biological process: root development; shoot system development. Bases 129 to 830 code for a protein of 233 amino acids.